Messenger RNA from Austrofundulus limnaeus, 2427 nucleotides. RefSeq lists its product as uncharacterized. NCBI's taxonomy places the organism in Eukaryota, Metazoa, Chordata, Actinopteri, Cyprinodontiformes, Rivulidae. The record is from RefSeq and is a predicted model, not a curated record.
UUUUAUUUUUUAUUUAUUUUAUUGUUUGUUUAACCAUUUUUUCCCCAUCUGUCUUCCUAACUCAGGACUUGAAAUUCAGUGUCCAUCCUUUAGGACUCAACCCACCCCAAUAAGAUGGCUGUAAGAAUGAGGGAAUGGCGAAAACGCAAAACAGACCUCAGUCUACUACUUCGUUAUUCUGACAGUGAGGAAGAUCCUCAAAACAUUGACAUGAAUAGAAACAGUAUGCCUGUGACCCAAAAUUGUUCUGACAGUGACAAUGUUAUUGGAGUUUCAGAUAGUUUUGACUGUGACACUGGUAUGGGCUAUUGGUCCACCGACUCUGAAGAGGAGACAAAUGAUGAUGCUGAGGUGACMAGCAGCUUUGAAGAUGACCUGAGACGAUGGGCUUUAGAGCACAAAUUGACACACCAAGCACUAAAUGGUUUAUUGGCCAUUUUAAGGAAGCAAGGUCACAUAUUGCCUAUGGAUUGCCGUACACUCCUCGCUACACCACAGUGUAACACCACAGAGCCUAAAUGUGGUGGGCAGUACGUGUACUAUGGCCUAGAAAAGGGGAUCUGUCAGUAUUUAAGUCAGAUAAAGGGCAAUGAUGUACACCUUAGUGUAAACAUAGAUGGUGUCCCACUCUUCAAAAGUAGUGGUGUUCAGUUCUGGCCAAUACUGGUGAAGUGUGGUCAUUUGGAUCCAUUUCUGGUUGCGAUGUUUAGUGGACAAAGUAAGCCAAGUCCACUUGAAGAUUUUCUUAAAGACUUUGUGACUGAAUACAAACAUCUCAAAGACAAUGGUAUAGUUUAUAAAGRCCAGACUUACACUKUGAAUAUUGAUUCACUGAUCUGUGAUGCGCCAGCAAGGGCGUAUCUGAAAUGUAUCAAGGGUCAUACUUCCUAUGAGAGCUGUGAAAGAUGUUUAAUAAGGGGUGCUCGUGUUGAGGGAAGAAUCGUUUUCAGUGAAAAUGAAUGUACUGUUAGAACAGAUGACAGUUUUUCAAGAAUGGAGUACAGGAACCACCAAACAGAUGUGAGCCCUCUCAUUGCUGCAGGAAUUUCUUGUGUUAGCUCGUUUGUGUUAGAUUACAUGCACAUGGUCUGUUUGGGAGUAGUUCGACGCCUCUUAUUUUACCUGACUCGUGGCCCAAAAACCAGUCGCUUAUCUGUGAGACAAAAGAAUGAAAUCUCCAGAAAGUUAAUUGCACUCAGAGGGAAGAUGCCAAGUGAUUUUUCACGGCAACCUCGCGGUUUGCAUGAAGUUGAUAGGUGGAAAGCCACUGAACUGAGGCAGUUUUUGCUGUAUACAGGACCUGUCGUUUUAAAAACUGUGUUAUCUCCUGAGAGAUACAAGCAUUUCUUGUCUCUGACAGUGGCCAUGUCAAUAAUGCUGGAGUCAGAUGACAGGAUUCGAAAUGCCUAUCUUCAAUAUGCUGAAGAACUAAUGAAACAUUUUGUCAUGAGCUGUGCUAAACUGUAUGGGAACACUUUUCCUGUAUACAAUGUGCAUGGACUAAUUCAUCUCCAUGAAGAUGUCAGGCACUUCAACUGUUCAUUGAACGAUAUUUCAUGUGAAAACUACCUCCAACAGAUAAAAAGACAUGUGAGGAGUGGGAGAAGUCCACUUGAGCAAGUCACCAGGCGUUUGGCAGAAAUGGAACGCUCAGAAGUGAAUGAGAGCAGAAUGCAACCAAAAGUGUUUGCUUCUCUAAAAGAAAGGGACAGUUGUUUUCUCUUAAGAGAUGACACGUAUGCGUUUGUGAGACAGAAAAAUGCUGAUGGCACCUUCGUUUGUGAAAUCCUGCACCAGCGUCACACUUCACCUUUUUUUCACCAGCCAUGUAAUUCUGGGCUUCUAAAUAUAGUGUUUGUGGGAAAUGGUCAGCUCAAAAUGAAAAAACGUGUACUAGGUGAAAGAGAUCUGUUCCGCAAGGUGGCCUUCCUUCCACAAGAAACUGGUGGUUUUGUCCUCCUACCUCUUCGCCAUCAUCAGGAACAUAAAUGAAGGUCAUGUAUGCAAGGGCUGUUUGGAAGGAACAUGAACAGGAGGAGGAGGGUGUAGUUCCUGUCAACUGGAUUGACAGGAGCAAGAACAUAAUUUGGUGGCCUAAAAACAUGAGCACCACAAAAAUAGAACGUGCACUGAAGGAUAAAAUCAACCCUGGCAAUGACUGGAUGACGUUCCCAUUAAUAAAGAUCAAAAUGACUUCAGUUAAACGUCGUGAGUGCGAAAGUUACAACUUCACUAGUCAUGCAGAGGAUGAUGAUGAGGACCAGGACAUGGCAACAACUUCAAAAAGAAUUCGCACUAAAAAGGGAGCUCCAGCAGGUUUUGUAAGCGACUUAACUUCGGAUGAGGAAGAGAGCAUCAAUGGUGUCAGACUGCCGAAUUUUCCAACAGCACCACAGAAGCUCCCUUCUAUUCACAAGAACAAUACUG